Cryptomeria japonica (Japanese cedar) is the source of this 1539-nucleotide messenger RNA. Its product is annotated as vesicle transport protein GOT1. The transcript has 7 exons. Lineage: Eukaryota; Viridiplantae; Streptophyta; Pinopsida; Cupressales; Cupressaceae. The record is from RefSeq and is a predicted model, not a curated record. The coding region runs from base 491 to 910 and encodes 139 amino acids. Gene Ontology annotation, biological process: retrograde transport, endosome to Golgi; endoplasmic reticulum to Golgi vesicle-mediated transport.
CCUCAAUAAAUUUAUCAAAAAUUCUACAAUUUUAACCAGCAGACGAGGACCUCUAACGACUAUAUUAUGUAGCAGCUUUUUAGGCCGGGAAGUUAAUCUAACGCCGGGAAAACAACUUUCAGGCAAAUCAAACAUUCUUUGCCAACGCCUGAAAACAAAUUUUAACUCGCGACAAAUGUUUCGUUUAAAACGCUGCAGAAAUCUUGUCUUGACCUCAAGAAUCUGGUUGCUAUAAAACCUCGAUAUCUUUAGAUCCACUUUUCGCUGACUGUGAAUGAUUGAAGCGGCAGCUGUAGGGAGAGUGAUUUCGAUUCGCCUCAUUUAAAACAAAUUUCCUCUGUUAGGGUUUCGUAAUAUUUUUUCUGCAAACUCUGGCUAUUUUUUCUGACCGGCAUCGUUGACAAUACAACACAAUUUGUGGAGAACCAAGAUUGGCUUUAUAACUGCACUUCGUUUGCUGGGCAGAUUGGUAUAAAUUCAAAUCGCCAUCAUGCUUUCCUUCAAAAUGAAUGACCGCAAAAAAAUUGGGAUGGGCCUAACAGGCUUUGGUGUUUUGUUCUUUUUCUUGGGAAUUAUCUUCUUCUUUGAUGAGGGUCUACUGGCAAUGGGAAAUAUCCUCUUCUUGGCAGGCGUUAUGUUAACAAUUGGUGUGAAGUCAACGGCACAAUUCUUUAUGAAACGCAGCCAUUACAAGGGAUCCAUCUCUUUUGUGAUUGGAUUCUUCUUUGUUCUUAUUGGAUGGCCUGUCAUUGGGAUGAUAUUGGAAACCUAUGGCUUUAUUUUUCUCUUCAGUGGUUUCUGGCCUACUUUUGUGGUAUUCUUGAACAGGAUUCCUGUACUCGGUUGGGUAUUCCAACUACCAUUCAUUAAAUCGCUAUUUGGCUCGAGGCAGAGAAGGGUGCCAGUGUAAUUUGAUAUGUUGAAUCAUGCAUGGUUUGGUAAGGAGAAAAGACACUCGAGAAUCACACAUGGUUCUGUAAGGAUCAAAGAUAGUUGUUUCAUUAUCUUUAUCUGACUAAUAAAAAAUAAUAAUCUUAGCUUUCUGCUCCAAGUUCCUCUGGGACCACAGCGCAGUUGAGUAAAUAUUUCACAGUUCAGAAUUCUGGAAGUUUUAUACAAAGUUGGUUAUAUUGUAUUAUAUGGUCUUCCUGCAGGAGGAACUUGGUUUCUAAGAAAUUGGUUAAUUGUUCCUGUGGACUUGAUCAGAUCAACUGUGUGACUGAUUCAUCUAGGUUGUACUAUGGUUAUAGUUUCGUAUACUGAACAAAUUUACAUCAGUUUCAAUUUUUGUAAUCUUCUGGACUGGACAGCCUCAUGUUCCAAACGUUUUACAAUGAGACUUACCAUUGUUUUUAAUAUCAUCAAGUAAACGUGUUGCUUCUAAAUUGCAAAAAAAGGUUGAUAUGAUCAUUGCAGUAUCUUGCACUGAGGAAUAGUCUCCUUUCCGAAAGUCAAUGUUUUUAAGGAUCACAUCAACACCACAUGUAACGUCUGAUUAGCUUUGUAAAUAAAUUUUUUGGCGUAGAUUCGGUUGUAUCA